This is a messenger RNA of Spirometra erinaceieuropaei, 12315 nucleotides long. Lineage: Eukaryota; Metazoa; Platyhelminthes; Cestoda; Diphyllobothriidea; Diphyllobothriidae. The record is from the annotation of a GenBank genome assembly.
AUGCGUAAGAAACGUUGAAGUUUUUUAUCUCUCUGCACCUACUCCAUUUCAGAAUAGUGGUUUAAGUAGCAACAUUUUAGCCAACUAUGGUGUGAGUAGUGCUUUAGAAUUGCUGUGUUAUAGACAAACCUGUUGAAUAUUUUAGACAGAUUAUGUCGCCUAAUCUAAACAUUUAACAUUAAAAGGGGAAAGCUAAUGAAAAUAUACUACAGAUGCAGGAAGUAAAACAACGAUGUAUUGCUGCUCAGUUAGUAUGAGAUGAUAAAGCCUGUUUAAUGUCGUUUAGACAAACAAUUUUUGAAAGAUGAGAAGAUAAUGAGAUCCAUUUUGUUUAUAAACAGAGAUAGGCUAACACGUUGCUAAACUCAGGAAAUGAGAUAUUUAUUUGAUAAAUGUCCUCAGAUUCCUAAAUCUGUUAAUGUUGGUAACAACGUAGAACGUGUCCAAAAUUCGAAGAAUAUUGGACAGGUCGGACAAGUGGACUCCAAAAACAAUACGUGCACGAAAGUUGAGAUGAACAAUGAAGUAAAAUGAGAAGGAUUUAUGUAAAGUGCUAUCAUUAAGGCAACGGAUAGAGGCGAUGGAACUUCACCACAAUAUCACGACUAGCAUACUGCAUAAAAAGGGGAAAUCUAAAAAGAUAACGAGCCAAAAACAAAAUAUUCUAGGUAAAUGUAAAUAAAAGCGACAAAAACUUUUCAGAGCAACACAAUGAGGUCGUUUACACAGGUAUGUAAGUGAACAAAGCUGAUCAAGAUAACAAUGUGAAGAAACAAAAAUUUCAUGCAUUCCUUCCAGAAAACACUCUGUUUCUACAAACUGAUAACACUAGGAGCACCAUAUCUGGAAAUUGCACAUUUUUGCGUUCUUUUUGCUAUAUACAGAGUUGAUACACUUUUGGCUCAAGGUUGCUAUAACCCCGUCUCCAGGAGACUGCUUCAAGAGAUCUUAACCAGCUGUGAAAAACGUGUCUUCUGAAUAUCUGUACGUCCAGACCAUUUGAAUAACUCCUCUCAUGAUCAUUCAAACUAGUGCAUGGCAAUAGGGGCAAGAUUAACCAAAUGCUUAAUUAUUAAAUCUAUCAAUAAUUUUACACAAAGGUGUAAGAAUCGGGCGUUGCUCUCGUUGUCGAAUCAUGGAAAACUUAUGUUUGCAUGGUUGUUCUGUCAGAAUCAGGCGUUGAAUAGGGAUAAAAAAUGAGCAGUUUGAUUUCGAAAAUUUUGAAAAUCAAAAUGACUUUGACUUAAUAUUAAAACGCGAUCCGAGCCGUAUUCAGAAAACAAACGGACAGAUGUCGUUAACGAUGUACUAAGGUUUUGGUUGGUAAAGUUUUCGAUGCGUCCACGAAGUUGAAAAGGCUCUUUAAGUGGCUGGGUUAUAAAGUUUGGGGACUUCUAAGAUGGUGUCGCAUUACCAGGGGUAACAAUUCACAUGUCAGCCGAUCCAGUUGGAGAAAUUAGUUCAUCAACUAAAACUGUGCAUAGGCGCAUUUCCUAGUUUAAUUUCAGGUAACUCCGGUCACUUCGGAUAAGAAAAUUCUCUUGCAGCUAAUGCGAGGUCCAAUAUUUUAAUCCGCAGGUUGAUGACAUAAAUAUACUUAUGUCAUUAUAACAUCAAGCCUGGCUCUAAAUGUCUAUACACUCUGCAAACGAAAGGUAGUCGUUGGCGCACUUUGGUAGGCCACUGAUAUACACAUGAAAAAAACGGAGAUCUAAGAAUGUAAUCGUAAGGGAAUUUGGUAUAGACUGGUGAAUAGAACGACGUAAGUGAUCAAAUACCUCGCGUGAAGGACGGUUGAUAACUGCAUUAUCGACCUGCAAAACUUACGCUUUAAAAGCACCAGUUAGCGUAACAGUAGAUAUAUAUGGUCGUUGGCGUCUUGCCAAAGUUGCAGUUGUGCUAUUAAAGGCACUUUAAUUGCAUGUAAACUUAAACCUUUUAAAUCUAAAAUUAAGCUCUAUUUAAGUCAAAUUCCAAGCUGGAACUACUAAUAAUCUCGACAAAUGAUGGCUUUUUGAAUAAUUAAUCCCAUAUAACAGUGCUGCUGCUGACAAAGUCAUUUUGCAGCCAACCAAACAAAAACCAGCUGUUGUAAUUGAAUUUGCCCAGGUUAUUUUCCUCUGAGUUGCUAGCUUCCUUAUUGUACAUAGAAAUUUGCGAUUCUCACUGACAUAGGACACGCGAUAACAAAUCACACGGAAAGGCAAGCGUAGUAUUCGAAAAUGUGCACCUUUGACAGUAUAAACAGAUCCAGGUCAGCCAGCUGACGUAUGGAAAGGCUGGUUAUGAGUUGUGAACAUUGAGAAAGCAAGAUUAUAGUUUGAAUUUUGUCUAAUUUUCAGAAUAAUAUUGCACCCUAUUCUGAAACCAGUAGAUCUACGCGGCUGUUAUAUUCGCUAAUUAGUGGAGCAAUAAAGUCCACAAGUCUAAACCAAGUAUCACUAAUUCACAGCUUACAUAUCAGCAUCCACUGGUUUUUAUAAUUGUCUACGACAAUAACCUUGCCGUUCGAAAAAACAGAUAUUAUAUUAUUGAAUGCCAGGUCUGUUAUAAACGAAACGGUCCAAAUUAGAGCCAUUGUUCUCGAAACGACGCCUGAUAUUACAUUUAUGACAGAAUCUGAGUCUCAUUCUCUAAUUCAUGACUCUACCCUUCUCAUAAACGACUUCAAUUUUUGACGUCAAGACCGCGUAACAAGGCGUGGGGCGGUUAUUUUCUUCAUAUUAGGUCUUACCUAAACACUCUCCCUAUUACCUGUUUGCCCCCUUAUUCACGGGUUACUUCUACUUUGCGUCUUUUAUUCUUCUGCCGCAAAGAAAGGCAAGUAUUGGCUGUAUCUACAAUCCCCCAAACUCUUUGGCCAGUCCACCAUCGUAACCGCCUAUGCUUCUCCAAAUAUAAGCUCUGAAGAUGUGAGGAACAAUUUCUACUAUGACAUGAUCAUCAGCCUGGCGACUGUGACAAAGACAGACAAGCUGUCUUUCUUUGCCAACUUCACUGCUCACGUCGGGUCAGAUUAAUCUGCUUCGGAAGAAGUAGUGGGUCCCCAUGGGAUCGGCGACUGCCACGAAAGCGAACCCCCUGUUGAAAACCUGUGCAAAACACCACCUCUUGCUGUACAACACCUUCUUCAACCUUACAGUGAGCGAGAAGAGCACCUGAAUGCGCCAAAAACGUGGCGCUGGCACCUGCUUGACUGUGUUCUCGUUUGGAGGCGAGACCGUUUUCACGUGCUGAUGAAAAAGACUGUAUUUGACGAUAUAGGCUAGACGAAUCACCACCUUGUAUUCUCCGAUCUGAUUUCGGCUAAAAAUUCGCAGGAGGCCACAAGGUAAGCGACCCGCAACCAUGUUAAACACGGUGUGGUUAGUGUGUUACCUCACCACAUAGAUUUCAGCAGUCAACUGACAAUAAUCUGGAUGAACUGCAGGCUUUGGACGACACCAUCACCAUGGAGAGACAGCGGCCCUUAAUUGGACGUCAUCCAAUCCACCACCCCGGAUAUCUUCUUUCGCUCACGUCGUCAUAAUCUGAAAUCGAUUUCCCGAGAAGAACAGGCUGCACAAAGCCUCCAUCUGCCGUCGGACUGAUAAAGACAAUGCUGCCUUAUUUGCGGUCGAGGCCUGAUGAAAUAAAUACAGGUGAAGACGCAAAACCCAUAGAUGGAUCGGGAGGCCGAGAAAAUCUAAGGAUAGGCGAACCGCGACUGCUCAGCUCCAGCCGAUAAAAACUUAUCAAGAAACGUCUCAGAUUCUGAAGUGCUGAACAGAGCGCCUCAAAAACAACCUUACCCCGUCAUCCGACGCCGCCAUCGGCUGGCUUCUCAAAGUGGAGACCAACACCGACACUGAUCUUCCGCGUCCCCUGUCAGAACCAAUCAAAUCCGCGCAAGAGCUUCCCAAUGAAAAUGCACCGGCAUCCGAUGUCAGCCCGCCAACCUCUGCAGGCAUGGCGGCUCUUGACUGAUAAACAAACUGCCAAUGUUAUUUCAGGAUAUUUGGCGGUAAGGCCAAAUCCCCUGAUACUCCAAGGACCCAUAUUCGUCCGUCUCUACGGUCGCAAGGAAACCGGCAAUGCUGCGGUGAUAACAGAGGAAUCUCGAUGCCCACCGUUGCGGUGAAAAUCCCGGUAUUAUCCUUCGCAAUCGCCUCAAUAGCCACCUGUAACAAGAACUUCUCACGAAUGACAAAGUAGAUUCCGCGGUAUCACGGUCUCGUCAGUAUGACGUUCCCAGCUAAACAACCGCAGGAGAAGUUCCUCAAAAUGAACACAAUGCAUUGACUAGAUGUUUAACGAUGGUUUUUUGAAAAUUAUACUGACAUUCGACUGUUCUGGACGACUCACGCCCAUAGUGCGUCAGAUCCACAACGAGCUGAUGACUCAUGUCACGGGCAGUGAGAGAGUUUCUGAAAUAUUCUUAGUAACCAGUGGAGGACAGUCGUUCUGUGCGCUCGUGCCCAUCCUCUUCAUUCUCAUUUUCUCUGCAAUGAUUAAGGACGUCUCCCGUAAGGAGCGCCCUGGGAUCAGCAUCCUCUGCAGGGCCAGCGGUCAAUUUCUCAAUAUCUAACGCAAGCAGGCCUCAAAACGUCUCUCCACGACAGCCGUUUACGACCUACUAUUCGCGGAAAACUAUGCGCUUAUUGCUGUCCGCCAUCACGGUCAUCAGUUCCAUCGUUAACCCAAGCUGCCUUAGGUCCACAUGGAAUGCCUUGGAUCUGAGGCUUUUUUAAACCCAAAACAAACUCUGAAUUCGCGCUCUUAGACUAAGCAGACAACCAAAACCAAGAAAGCCAAAGUGCAGCCGAAAUAGAUGAGUCUGGUUUAGGUUUUUUUGCUGUGUUCAAUUGAUAAUUUUAUUUAAUGCCAGUUUACAGGCAUUGUCAAGGGAAACGUUAAACACAAAUCUGACCAGCAGCGAAAAAAAACUCCUGAGGUAAAGGAAUAAAAAUAUAGUUGAUGAUGGUUUUUAUGGUUUGGAGGGUUCAGUAGAAAAAACUUCUGGCGGCAUACAAGAUCGAGCUUUGAGGAAUCCAUGCUGAGCAGCUCUCAGUAGGUUAUUCUCUGUUAAGUGACAGAAAUGAGACUGACAGUGCCCAAGAGGUGCUCUAAUAAACCUAUUCUAUUAUAAUGCCUAGCGAGUAAUUCGUACGCGAGCGUGACUUGGUCCUCGGCUUGCCACAGCGUGACGCCGAUUGAUAUUUCUCUCUUCACCGAUUAGCCGCAGCUGGUCGAAGCCCAGAUGCACUCAUUACGGUUGGCAGUGGCUGGCGUGGUGACCAGCUGCAACUGCUUAUUGAGAUGUCUGUACACUUUUUCGUCUCAACAAAUUUUAUCCUCCAAAGUAUUUUCCCCUAUCUGUGGUUUGGGAAACUUUGAGUUGUUGACAGUCGUACUUCGGUACGCUCAACAGAACGACUGAGGCGGGUAUUCAACGGGGCAUAUCCCAUUCUACUCUCGUCUGUCUCCACUCCAGGCUGACCAUAAGAACGGUUAAUUAAUUUCACUUCAGUUUAUGAGGGAAACGUAGGUGUUGAAACUUUGAACUCCCUGUUUGUUACAAGGAAGCCAAUUAUAUCAAAAAUGUAAGCAUUAAAACAUCAAACGGUUACAGAAUUUCUUUGGAACCUGUCAGAUAAACGAAUUGUUGCAGUUGAUAAAAACAUUAAAAUUACUAAAUGUACUAUGCAAUGGUCAGUUUAUGCGUAUUUCUGCUGUAGAAUAUUGGGGCGAUUUCAGUUUCUGUAGGAGGCGAAUUGAUUGCGAAUAUUCACAUUAAAUGGACACGGGACAUAAUCAACUAAAAACAAACAUUGCUGAAAUACAGGCAGUAAUAUAAUAACAUCAAUGAACUGCCAGGACGAAACGGUAAGACAAUAUCUGCCAGAUGACAUCAUGAUGUUCGGUGGUAAACUGGUCCAACUGGCGCUUAAAAGCCUCGACGGAUGUGGACAUGACGAUAUCUGCAGGCAAAGCAUUUCAAGUCUUGACCGCUCUGUUGGAAAAAAUAACUUUCGCAUGUCCGGUCUGGAGCCAGUCAUGCGAAGUUUAAUUGGAUAACCUCGAAAGUUCGCUGUGGUUGCUAUAUCCAAGAAGUCAGCAGGUAAUAGACAGCGGUAGUGACCGCGCAUUAUACGGAAUGUUUGUAUCAGGUCCCCUUCAGCUGUCUGCAACUCAGAGGCAAAAGGCCGAGAUUGGAUAACCGUGUUACGUUGGGUAGUGAACCCUGUUCAUUAACGAGUUUGGUUGCCUGACCUUGAACUUUUUCAAAAAUGCUGAGGCCCUUAGAGGUCCGAGGUUUCCACGCUUGAAUAAUGAAAUCUAACUGUGGCCGUACAAACAUCCGAAAGAGUUUAGUGAAACAAUCCUCAUCGAAGGUAGAGAAAGCUCGCUUCACAAGAUAAAGGACUGAUAUCGCAGACUUGGCUACCUCGAGCAAUGCAGCGACGGUUUCAUUGAAACCGUGACCCUCACGGCCAAGUCUUUCUGGGCGUCUACCGCUUGCAAUGGUACGCCAUUUAGGUGGUAAACCCUCCGGCUCGGAGAUCGGAUCUCACCGACUCGCAAAACAUUGCACUUAGUCACAUUAAACGGCAAAAGCCAGUCCUGUGACCACUUCUCGAGUCAGGUCGGGUCUGCCUGCAGUCGCCCUUACCUAGGUUCCUCUAGGCUUUGUAUGCAUUUAUCGACACAGAGCUCCAAGGUGAGAGGGAUUUCCUCCAUAACCUCCGUUUUUAUUGACUUCUUUUUUAGAGCUUAUAUUAGCCAUGGGGUCUGCUGUUCAGUUUCUUUCAGGAAAUAGGACAGUGGUCUCUGCGAUGAAUGUUCAAUAGCUCAGUAAACCAGUCUCAGUCUUUGAUUAUGUCACCGGAAAAAGCUGAUUCGCAGUUUAUGGUGUUUAGUUCAGCUUUCAUUUGACCAAAGUCGCCGCGUCAAAUGUUCCUUCUAACUCUGGUGGCUUGUUCAUACAGAGAAAAGGUGGAAUACUCUCAAGACAGUACGCCGUGAUCGCUUUGACCUAGGAGAGGUAGAUACUGCAGCUCAUCAAUGCUGUCCAGCGAUUUCGUAAGGAACAUAUCUGGGCAGUUUGACUGUUCUCCUACACGCGCUCUCAUCGGAAACGAGACGUGCUGAGUAAGAAAUAACCAGCGUGUCAGGCUCAGCAAACGUCGGUCGAAGGUAUGCUCUGGGCCAGAUGUGUAAGCUGCACUCCAGUUGCUAAGAGGUGCACUGAAGUCUUCCAUGAUUAAGACGUCGGACUGAAAAGAGAAUCUCUCCAGGUUCUCAAUCAGACGGGCGUCAGUGGUGGGAUCAUUUCUCGGCAGACAGUAGACCGUCAGGACGUCGAGGCCUGGUUAACCUGGUUCUUUUAAAGUUCGCCAACUUGCCUCAGAAGUACACGUAAAUUUAUCUGUUUUAUCUGAGACUAUAAGCCUAUGUUCUACAUACGUUAACAAGCCUCCUUCCUGACGUCCUGGCCUCUCUCUCUCCUAAGCAGCUGGUAUCCGAGUAUGGUUAACUCACGAUCGUCUACGUGUUGAUUUAACCAAGUUUCUGUCAGUGAGAUUUAAUCUGAGGAUAGAUCAGAUAGAUGGAUGUUUAGCCCUUCGACUUUCGAUAACAUGCUCUGCACAUUUGUAAAUAGGAGUUUCAGCCUGCGAUUUGUGGCCGUCAGAGAAGUGGUUUUGAUGCGUCUGGGACUUUCGUCUACUAUGUCAGCUGCGCGGUCAUCCGGAUAGGGCCCGUUCAAUGAAAUAAUGGAGGGCACUGUCGGACUUGGUUGCGUAGAUAACCAAAUUCCCUAAUCCUUCGCUGAGUCUCUUCCUCAGCUCUAAAACUAGAAAAUGACGUUUCAGCCUUUCUGAUGGCGAGUAAUCCAAUUGAAAAAAACGCCGGGGUUUGUGCCUUUUAUUCUAAAGCGCCAGGAGAUAAUUAACCCGGCUUGUUCCUUACAAGCCAGCACAAAUUUGAGAGGUUGGAAUAUGUGCGUGCUCGCUGAUUGUUCGUCUUCCUAGAUGGAUGGCUUUGAGUUACUCAGUUGCCUCAGUGGGUUCUACGAUGUUCUUGAGUAGGUCUUGGACAAGCGGUAGAUCUUCCGAAAGCCGCUCUUUGGGAGUGUUGGCGUAUGAUUAAGGGGUCCACUGUGUCAUGAGACAGUGCUUUCUGGCGAUUUCGCUCGUAAUUUUUUUGAUGUAUCGCUCUCAAGGGGGUGUGGUUCUCUAAGGGUAUUAGACGGCAACGCUCAGCGCGGUUUGAAUUUUGACUCGCAUGAAGGAACUUUUCAAGGAGUUUCUGUUCUCACAGAGCACGGCUGUCUCUCCACAAAAAAUGACUUGUAGAACACCUCACUGCCUUGUGCUCAUCGACAUAUUUAUCUUACGACCAGGACAACAUUUCCGCGAACCUCGUCUUCUGCUAGGAUUCGGUCUUGAUCUACAUCACCUACCGAACGGUUCUUAAAAUCCAAGUGAUUUGCUAUUCUGCCGAGCAUUGCAGACUAAGGCGGCGUUUUUGUGGACAUUCUGCAAAGCAGGUCUUAAUAAAAGUGGAAAAAGGUGAAGCUGGUGCAUUCUGGGACUGGCAACUUUACGAUGAAGUCGUUUGCUACAAUAGGAGCACUAGUGGAGAUAUUCCUGUGUGUGCUUUUUAUUUGAUUCGAAAAUAAAUGAAAAAAACACGCUACCUAGGCAGUAAUUUUUAGUAAGUGGAACUUCUGAAGAUGGUCGGAAAGACGUGCAUUCAAAAGUCGGCAUCCUGAAAUGAUUGAAAUAUCAUGGAGUUAUGUUGUAUGACAGUCAACCAUAUGUACACUUAAGUAAACAUUCCAGCGACGAUUAGAUAUGUUGGGACUAGUUUCGAUUAUUGGAAAAUAUCAACUUGCUUGGUUUAACCAGGCAUUUUAUUUUAAGGUAACGUUCCCGGUUAAGCUAAAAGAAAUGGCUGAAUUACGAAUUAAGACUAAGACCAAAUUUAAGGUUAAGUUAAAGAGUAGGGUUUAGGAUAAGGUUAUGGUUGAGACUAGUGUCAAAUUUGCCUGCCGCAUGCAGUUUCACCCAACUUGGCUCUCCUUAGCCAAUGGAUUAUUCGUUUACUGCUUGUUUAUACGCCCCUGAUUCGCAUCUCUCAAACUGCGCAGUGGGUUUCGCGCCUCAUUGGGAUAAUCAAAAAAACAGAAGUGGGAGUUUUCGCAAGGCCUUUGGCGGAAUUCGUUAAUUUCCGCGCACAUCUUCCCUACUGAUAAAAGUAAUAUCAGCAUCCACGCCGUAUUAGAGUGGGCUCCGUUCUCUAUGUUUUUCUGUGGGUUUACACUUUUAAUUCUCACCAACAUCUCUAGCCGAAAUAGCAUUUUUAAAUAUCAUUUUGUAUUUCGUAGGUUACGCCACCCAGUGCAGGGCCACCGUGAGAGAGAAACAUUGCUCGCUCGGAGACGGGGUCGAGUCGUCCUGUCAGUUGGCGACCUUUCAGGCCACGACGGUUGGUGUGUCGUUGCGGGUUCACAUAAGCCAGAUUAAUUAUAGUGAAGAAUGAGCUGAUGUGCCAUGAUAAUUUAACAACCUUGUAUUCAUUUCAAUUAGUAGAAUCUGCCAAACGGUAUAUAAAAUCAUGUUAGACCUUGCUUUAAAGAACCAUCACUCUUCUAUUUUUUCAAAGCUUGGGUUGGAGUGAUGUGGUCGGUUUCCGUGGUAUGAAGAUAUUCUCAUAAAUGUCAAAACUCUCCAUGAAAUACGUCAUAUGAUGUAGGCUACUUUCGAUUUUCUUGCCUAUAUAUGUGUCAAAAACAGGUCCCUCACCGAUUUCUUGUUGUAGCCUGGCAGCUAACUUUCAUUUGGACGGCAUCUUCGGGCUUUGCCAAUGGCGCGGCCUGAUAUUACGAUUGGUGGCUCCUAGUAUCGAAAAUGAUGCAUACAAAACAUCUUGUCGGCGUAGUAACUGAGACGGCAGAAAUCAAACAUAACCAGAGGCUUUAAGCACGUCAAUUUCCUCAGUGGGUUCCAAGAUAUUAUUGAUCAAGCCUUGAAAAAGCGUAAGAUUUUCCGAAACCCGCUCUUUAGGAGCGUUUGGCGUUUGAUUCUGGAAGCCCCUGAAUAAUGAGACUUUGCUCUCUAGCAAUAUCGCUCGUAUUUUUUGUUGAUAUAUCGCCCGGGGAGGGGGGUUUUUAUGCUCGAUGCCUGUUUUGACUGACUUGGAAAAAGCCGUUGUCACGAACGGUCUGCAGAUUCGAGAAGUGCCUCAAUAGCACUAAUCGUGCUGGGCCCAUCCGAUCCUAAUUUUUUUGGCGUUGUUAUUUUUAUACUUUCGCAACUAACUGUUAUGGACGAGGCUGUUGUCGAGGUCUCUGGUUCGGGUUCUGUGGAGAUAUCACCUAAAAGCGGUUGCCCAUUCUCAUUGGACUUUUACCACCGGGUUCCCUCUUUUCUAGGAUUUUCUGAUUCCCGCGUUGACCGCUGUCGGUUCGUUUUUUCGCUACUCUUUCCUGCGCAGUCGUGUCUGUUAAAAAAUAAAUUUUUGAGGAGCCUCUUAAGUGAGGUUCUGUUGUUUUACUCCCAGUUAUUCAUCCAUUGGAGACAUUCCUAUCGUCAGGUGUACCUAAAUCAUAUUGUGGAAGAGUCUUUAUCUGUUCGACCUAUUUUACGAGAUGGUUUACCAUGAGGGCUAACAGCUGCAAUUCACCACAAAUUCUAUUAGCGUGAGGUCCGACUGUACAAGCCGUAUAAUUUUGUAAGAGCCUUUAUAACCGUGUUGGUUAGGGCGACUGGUCUUGGCCAUCGAACGACUUUGCGAGGGUCGCGAGAUCGACUCCGCGUAGAGUCGGCACAUCCUAGGCAGCAGUGCACAUGUUCGUUGUGCUUUCUUAAGUUAUGCAAAAAGGGAAAUCUACGGGAACAAAUUUAAGAGUUAACUGCUGUAUAUUUGGUCUGCCGAAAUAUCUCUAGAGUGAAAGAACUGAAGGCCGAUUCAAUAACUAUCAGAUUUAAUAGGUGAUAAGGAACUGAAUAUAAAAAGCGCGAAAGGCGGAAGCACUUAAGAACAGCUUGAGACAGUGUUUUGGAACGGUAGGUGGUGUAGAUCAAAACAAAAUCGCCGCAGAAGAUGAAAUUUGCGGAAUACUUGUCCUGAUCGUAAGAUAAAUAUAUCGAUGAAUGCAAGGCAGUGAGGUUUUCUAUAAUUCAUUUUUUUCUGGAGAAAUAACCGUUUUCCGUGAGAAAAGAAACCGUUUAAAAAGUUCCUUUUUGAGAGUCGAAAUUCCAACCGCGUGGCGCGUCUCAAGCGAGAAUGAUGUAGGAUGGAUAAGGCUCUGGUCAUACGUCAAGCAAUAUCAAAAUCUGAGAGGGAGGAAACUCGCAUCAGUGGUAACAGCACCCAUUUCAGAGCUGUGAGCCAGUUGGACUAUUUGGGCCAUAAAAUCAAGCAGAACAGCGCAGUGGACGACGACGUUGUGUACCGGACCCCAAAAACAUGCUAGGUCUUCGGAUGGUUGCAAGCAUCCCCUUGAUCAUGACGGAUUAAAACUCAAUAUAAAAAACGAGAUUAGCAAAGCUGUCAUAAUGACUACGUUAUUGUAUGGAGCGGGGACCUGGGCAGUACGAAAAACAGGCGAAAAAACCCAAUCAUUUUCACCUCAGCUGUCUUCGCAGAAUACUAAAGCUGAGGUGGCUGGGCAGGAUCCUGGACACGGAGGUCGGAGAGCGGACCAGAAUCCUUAGCAUCCACGUCCUACUGAGACAACCCUGAUUGUACUUGAUCGGCAAUCUCGUAAGGAUGGAUGACGAGCGCCUAUCCAAGCAACUCUUCUACUACGACGUCGCUGCAAAUGUUCGCUGAUAAGAGAGACAAAAACGACGCUAAAGAGACACCCUGCAGACUUUCCUCAGAACCUAAAUUCAAUCGGAAGACCUGUAAGACCUCACAUAGGAUCGAAUGACCUGGAGAACAGCAGUAAAGAUUGGAGCAGCAAUUCCCGAGGCUGGCCAGAUCGCCGCGGCCAAAGGCAAACGAGCGACCUGCAAGUCUAACACGGAGACUGCCACCGAUGAUGAGGAAACACCCGAUGCUCAGCCACCGCCGCUGCCGACGCCCACCACCAACCCCACCAUCAAAUUCGCAACUCCCGCGUCGAUAAUAUCGAUGACUUCCACCACUCCCGCUUCCUUCACCUGCAAAAAUACUGCUAACGCUCCACCGCCCACCAUCGUAACCAUUACCACCACCGUCCCUACUAAAAACAAUAUGGGCUCGAUCCCAACCUGUCCCCGUUGCGGUCGUACCCUCAUAGCAUGCGUAGGCCGGGUCGGUCACUCGCGAAUCCAUCGCACUUAG